This is a messenger RNA of Thalassophryne amazonica, 16265 nucleotides long. RefSeq names its product baculoviral IAP repeat containing 6 (gene birc6). The record is from RefSeq and is a predicted model, not a curated record. Gene Ontology annotation, molecular function: cysteine-type endopeptidase inhibitor activity; ubiquitin conjugating enzyme activity. The transcript has 73 exons. Gene Ontology annotation, cellular component: nucleus. Gene Ontology annotation, biological process: apoptotic process; regulation of cytokinesis; negative regulation of apoptotic process. Lineage: Eukaryota; Metazoa; Chordata; Actinopteri; Batrachoidiformes; Batrachoididae. Bases 221 to 15160 code for a protein of 4979 amino acids.
GAGCUCGCUCCGUUUACCAACCUGACACUUGGAGUUCAUGUGUGCUGAUGGUGAACAGCUACUGCUGCGGUGACGGGCGGAGGGGAAGAGGCCGCAGGAAGGAGUCGGCAGUAGCAGGGGCGCGAUAGUUCUGAAUUAGUCUUAUAGAAUUAAUAAUUUUACAUUUAUUCUCGGAUCUCAACAACCCCAAGAAGGGAAAGGGAAGGGGCAGUAAGGAAAGAUGGCGGCCGCGGCCUCGCCGGGCUCCGGCUCGUCCGCCUCCUCAGACUGGAUUGUGCUGAGAGACGGCUGCCUGCGUUGCGACGAGGAGGGCCUGCGAAGCCUUUCCUACCACCCGGCCCUCAACGCUAUCUUGGCUGUUACCAGCCGCGGCAGCAUUAAAGUCAUUGACGGCACGUCAGGGGCCGUUCUCCAGUCUUCUGCGUUACACGCUAAACCUGGUGGUCGUGUCAGGUGUCAGUACUUCCCCGCUGUGGACAAGGUGCUUUUUGUGGAUGACUAUGCAGUGGGAUGCAGGAAGGACCUGAAUGGCAUCCUCCUCCUGGACACAGCUCUCCAGCCUCCAGUAUCCAAGCCUGAAGAUAUGGUUCAGUUGGAGCUUCCUGUCACAGAGGCCCAGCAGAUGCUGUCAGCCUGUCAGGAAAAGAUUGAUGUUUCCAGCACCGAAGGCUAUGAACUCUUCAUCACCCAGCUUAAAGAAGGCCUAAAGAAUACCUCACAUGAGACGGCAGCCAAUCAUAAAGUAGCCAAGUGGGCAACAGUGACUCUGAAUCUUUCACAUCAUGUGCUAAAGCUGGUGGCCAGUGCCAUUGUCACAGAGCUGAAAAAGAUCAACCAGAAUGUAGCUGCCUUAUCUGUGGCUUCAUCUGUCAUGGACAGGCUCUCCUACCUCUUGUCAAGCGCCAGGCCAGAGCUUGGGGUUGGUCCUGGGCGGUCUGUUGAUAGAUCAUUGAUGUACAGUGAAGCCAACAGGAGGGAGACGUUUACAUCCUGGCCCCAUGCUGGCUACAGGUGGGCUCAGCCAGACCCAAUGGCGCAAGCAGGAUUUUACCAUCAGCCAGCAUCAACGGGCGACGACAGAGCAAUGUGUUUCACCUGCAGUGUCUGUCUCGUCUGCUGGGAACCCACAGAUGAGCCGUGGUCUGAACAUGAGCGACAUUCUCCCAACUGCCCCUUUGUGAAAGGUGAGCACACUCAAAAUGUGCCCCUGUCAGUGACGCUAGCAACAAGCCCUGCACAGUUUCCCAACAGCCCUGACAGUUCGGACAAGAUUGCCUGCUAUGGGUUCGGCAGCUGCCCACAGUUCCUGGCUGCAGCUACCAAGAGGGGCAAGAUUUGCAUUUGGGAUGUCUCCAAAAUCAUGAAGGUGCACUUAAAGUUUGAUAUCAACCCAUAUGACCCGGCCAUUCUGAGGCAGUUGAUCUUGUGUGGUGGUGAGCAGAGCCAGCAAACGCUGCCUGAGUCCCGGAGACCAACUCUGGCUUGGCUUGAGGAAUCCUCCUGUUGUGAUCUGCCCAAGCUAGAGGGGGACAGUGAUGACCAGCUGGAGGAUUCAGACAGUGAUGAACAUUCCCAGUCAGAAUCAGUAACAGGCCAGCAGUCGCAAUGGGAAAGUAUGGAUGUGAACCUCGGGGUUACUGCGCUGAGUCUAUUGCAGCAGCCAGAGAAGUUGCAGUGGGAGGUUGUUGCAAGUGUUCUCGAGGACACAGUAAAAGACUUAGAAGAACUGGGUGCCAACCCCUCACUAACUCAAGCAAACGCUCACAUCCAGGCCAAAGCAAAGGACAAGGUCCAUGACUACCACAACAUUCCCUUCCCCUGCCUGUUGGCUGGAGGACUGCUCAGUUUCCGCUCAACGUCCAGCACCCCCAUGGCUGGACCCACACCCACAACUUCAGCACGCAGGACCACAGAUGGUCCCAUUAGGACUCAAGCCUCUGAACCCUUCCACUCUGGGCCUCUUCAGGACCAGGGACCCAUGGAAAUAGAGACCUGCAACCACCAAACUGGAGCGCAGGAACUGUGUUUUUCUAACCUAGCAGGUUCACAACCUCCAAGUCCUUCUUUAUCAGCCACACGCAGGACUAUUCCCGUGCUGCUGCUGUACAGUAUCAAAGAAGUAGAUGACAAAUCCUCAGGGCAGGUGUUUGCUCAAAUGAACAAUCUAAUGAAUAAGGGCAUCCAUGAGGAGGGCUUCACUGUGCCACAGAUCAUAGAAAUGGAGUUUGACACACACGAGCAGCUUCUCCUUCAGGAUCCACCCAUCACUUACAUUCAGCAGUUUGCUGAUGCAGCGACCAAUCUAGCUGGUUUAGAUGGCCAUGUGGACAAAUGGAACACUCUGGCUGCAGCGACUGUCUGUACACCACCUCGGCCUGGGACACUGGUGCAAUGUGUGAGGCUGCCAAAGCAACUUGAAGAAGAGAAUCUUUAUGUGGAUUCUAUCACUCCGUGUUGGGAUGGUGUGCACCUUCUGGUAGGGCUGCAGCCAUGUGGUGCUGAAUCUUUAAGCGCCAUAAACCAGGUAGAGGCUCUCAACAACCUCAACCGCUUGCAUUCUGCCCUCUGCAGCCAGCGUACAGGUGACCUCCUACAUCCAAUGGCCAAUGGGGUGGAAAUCCACCACACGGGUGCUUCACCACCCCAGACACCCCUCAUCCUGCCCCCAGGUGAACAGCAGGAGCAGCAGAGAUCUCUGGGUACUGGAAGUGGAGGGGGUUAUCUUGCACUGUACAAGCUCAACUAUUCUACUCGAAUCGUCACUCUGGACGAGGAACCCAUCAAGGUGCAGCAGCUCUGGGAUCCAAGUGACACCAUCACUUCUUUAAUAUUGCUUCCUCCUGAUGUACUUGAUAGCAGGGAGGACGACAGUGAGGAAGCUUCUGAAGAAGCUCUUCCUUCUGGUCUAAAAACUAGUUUGUCUGGGUUUGGAACAGGCACAGUAGGUUCUGCUGGCUCUGGAACUGGGACUGCAUAUGGAGCAGCCACAACCAGCAGCAGCACUACCAUCACUAGUCCUUCUGUCUCAAGCCAAAAAGAAUGCAAGCGGCUUGAGGUAGCAGGCUUGGGCCAUUUAGUGGUGACCACACGUGCUGGUUGCAUUAUGAUUUUGGACCUGUCUACAUUGGAGGUCCUUGCAAAGGUGGAGCCACCUAAAAAGGAGGGGUUAACAGAAGAAACAGACCCCUUUGUCUCGGUUACCUAUUGUUCUGGGACUGACCGCCUUUGUGCGUGCACCAAAGGUGGAGAACUUCAUUUCCUUCAAAUUGGAGGUGUUUGUGAUGAUGUAGAUGACGGAGACAUGUUUCUUGAUGGCCCCCUUUCUAAAGGGGCUGAUCUGCUGCUUGAGGGGGCAAAGCCCUCAUCUAACCCUUCUAGCCCUGGGAUCACAGGAGUGGACCUCCUAGUGGACCAAUUGCUGACCACAGACAGCCUGAUGUCACUGGUCGAGCUGACACGGUUCGAGACAUUAACGCCACGCUUCUCUGCCACAGUGCCUCCAUGCUGGGUGGAGGUGCAGCAAGAGCAGCAGCAGCGACGCCACCCUCAGCACCUACACCAGCAGCAUCAUGGAGAUGCAGCCCAACACACCCGCACUUGGAAACUUCAGAGUGACAGCUCUAGCUGGGACGAACAUGUCUUUGAGCUUGUGCUGCCUAAGGCCUGCAUGGUGGGACAUGUGGACUUCAAAUUUGUCCUAAAUGCCAACAUUGUCAACAUUCCGCAGAUCCAGGUUACUUUGCUGAAGAAUAAAGCACACGGUUUGGGAAAAGUUACCGAGACGGCAGUUGAUCGACAGAUUUCCUUCCCCCUCUCCAAUGUUCUCCAUGCCAAUGGUGAGAGAAAUGGUCAGCCUCUCCUGCAUGACUUUGCAGAGGACAUUCAGUUCAUGGACAUAGAGGAGACAUCAGGUUCAGUGCUUUGUCCAUUCCUUGAGGACCAUAAGGAGGAUAUCUUAUGUGGUCCAGUGUGGCUGGCCAGUGGGCUGGAUCUCUCUGGCCAUGCUGGUAUGCUUAGCCUCACCAGCCCUAAGCUAGUCAAAGGGAUGGCAGGCGGGAAGUACCGGUCCUUCCUGGUUCACAUCAAAGCAAUGAGUGACAAGAGCUUGGAAGAGAGUUCCAGGCCUGUGGUCCGAAUGCCUUGUGCCAAGCCUCAGGGCCUUAAAUCGCACUCGCUGUCCACCCUACUGCAUCGAGCACAGGCCUCCAAGGAGAAGGUCUCUGCAGGAAAGACUGAAACUCCAGCACCCUCAAAGAAAGUAGAAAAUCUACGUGGGUGUGACUUAUUACAGGAAGUGUCCGUCACAAUUAGAAGGUUCAAGAAGACAUCGAUACCCAAAGAAAGGGUUCAGCGCUGUGCUAUACUACAGUUUCCAGAUUUCCAUGAGAAGCUGCUGGAUGCGUUGUGUCGGCAGACAGAGGGCAGCCCAAGCAGUGAGCACGCCCAAAGCCUGAUCCUUGAUAUUUUGUGCUGGCUCGCUGGGGUUUUCUCUAAUGGACCCUGCAGUAUAAAAGAAGGAAAGGAGGGCUUGCUGAUGAAAACACGAUCCAGGAUAACAGACAUUGUGCGGAUGUGUUUCUUCGAGGCCGGCCGAAGCAUAGCCCACAAAUGUGCACGUUUUCUUGCACUUUGUAUAAGCAAUGGCAAAGGGGAACCCAGUCAACAAGGUUUUGGUGUGUGUCUCUUGAAAGCUCUGCUGGACAAUAUGCCUUACUUGCCUGCAGCAGCAACAGGAGGAUCAGUGUUCUGGUACUUUGUUUUACUGAACUAUGUGAAGGACGAGGACCUGGCAGGAUGCAGCACUGCUUGUGCGUCUCUGCUCACUGCCAUUUCUCGACAGCUGCAGGACCGCCUCACUCCACUGGAGGCACUGCUGCAGACCAGGUAUGGCCUGUACAGUUCUCCUUUUGACCCGGUGCUGUUUGAUCUGGAGGUCAGUGGCUCUUCCUGUAAGAAUGCCUUCAACAGUAGCAUUGGAGUCCAGUCAGACGAGAUUGACCUCUCUGAUAUUCUCUCAGGGAAUGGAAAAGUGAGUAGUUGUGCAGCAGCAGAGGGCAGCUUCACUGCAUUAACAGGGCUCUUGGAGGUGGAACCUUUGCACUUUACUUGUAUUUCCACGAGUGAUGGAACACGUGUGGAACGUGACGAUGCCAGCAUAUUCACCGUUAGCACAUUUGGUGUGGGCCAAGCAGUGGGUGGCCUUUCCACAGGACCAGUAGGUGAAGCUUCUACAGCAUUGAGUUCUGCAGCUCAGGUGGCGCUACAAUCAUUGUCACACGCCAUGGUGUCAGCAGAACAACAACUCCAGGUCCUGCAGGAGAAACAACAGCAGCUACUGAAGCUACAGCAACAGAAGGCCAAACUGGAGGCCAAACUCCAUCAGACCACCUCUGCAGCAGCAGCUGCAGCCUCCAGUGUUGGUCCCAUCCACAACUCUGUGCCUUCCAACCCUUCCUCAGCCCCCGGCUUUUUUAUUCACCCUUCGGAUGUUAUCCCCCCAACACCUAAAACCACACCCCUCUUCAUGACCCCUCCUCUCACGCCUCCCAAUGAAGCAGUGUCGGCGGCCUUCAGCGCUGAGCUGGCUCAUCUCUUUCCUGGCUCCAUGAUGGAUCCAGGGCCGGUCAAUCUGGCUGCACAUAAAAACACUCAGAAAGCUAAGCAGAACACCAUGGGCAGUGGUCUAGCUUUGGCAAUUUCCCAGGCAUCUCACUUCCUGCAGCCUCCUCCACACCAGUCCAUCAUCAUAGAGAGAAUGCACUCUGGAGCUCGUCGCUUUGUCACACUGGAUUUUGGGCGUCCUGUGCUGCUGACUGAUGCCCUGAUCCCAACAUGUGGCGAGCUGGCCUCUUUGUCCAUAGAUAUCUGGACACUAGGUGAAGAAGUCGAUGGCCGCAGGCUGGUAGUGGCUACUGACAUCAGCACCCAUUCCCUCAUUUUGCAUGACCUGCUGCCGCCGCCUGUCUGCAGGUUUAUGAAGAUUACAGUGAUUGGGCGCUAUGGCAGCACCAAUGCUCGGGCAAAGAUCCCACUGGGUUUCUAUUAUGGACACACAUACAUUUUGCCAUGGGAGAGUGAGCUGAAGCUGAUGCAUGAUCCAUUGCGUGGUGAGGGCGAGGCAGCUAGUCAGCCAGAUGUGGAUCAACACUUGACCAUGAUGGUAGCACUGCAAGAGGAUAUCCAGUGCAGGUACAAUCUGGCUUGCCAUCGGCUGGAGACAUUGCUGCAGAACAUCGAUCUUCCUCCACUUAACAGUGCUAACAAUGCCCAGUACUUCUUGCGAAAGCCAGACAAGGUGGUGGAGGAAGACCAGCGUGUUUUCUCAGCUUACCAGGACUGUAUCCAGCUGCAACUGCAGUUGAACCUAGCUCAUCACGCUGUUCAGCGAUUGCGUGUGUCUCUUGGUGCCAGCCGCAAGCAGCUACUGACAGGUGGAGCUCCAGAAGCCCAAGAGCUUGUCCAGAAUUCUUCCACAGAGCAACUGAGGACCAUAAUCCGCUACCUGCUCGACACGCUGCUCAGCCUUCUGCACUCCAACAAUGGUCAUUCUGUACCUUCAGUGCUCCAGAGUACCUUCCAUGCUCAGGCUUGCGAAGAGCUCUUCAAGCACCUUUGUAUCAGCGGCACACCUAAAAUCCGUUUGCACACGGGCCUGUUGUUAGUGCAGCUAUGUGGAGGUGAGAGGUGGUGGGGUCAGUUCCUUUCCAACGUACUGCAGGAACUCUACAACUCUGAACAGCUGCUGAUCUUCCCCCAGGACAGGGUCUUCAUGCUCCUGUCCUGCAUUGGCCAAAGAUCCCUAAGCAACAGUGGUGUGUUGGAAGGACUUCUUAAUCUCUUAGACAGCCUGCUGUCCCCGCUCCAGCAACCUCUUCCUGCUGCUCAGAGAAGGACUGAAGGUGUUUUGGACAUUCCUAUGAUCAGCUGGGUUGUGAUGUUAGUUUCCAGACUGUUGGACUAUGUCGCCAGUAUUGAAGACGAGGCAGGUGGGAAGAAACAUCUUAGUGGCAAGGAUCGAGAGAGAAGCUCCUCAGGAAUUCAGUGGAGCUUUAUCAAUAACAGCCUUCAGUCUCAGAACUCCAGUAGAUCUGCUAAAAGCAACACCAGCCUUGACAGAUUAUACUCACGCAAGAUUCGCAAGCAACUUGUCCAUCACAAACAGCAGUUAAAUCUAUUGAAAGCAAAACAAAAAGCUUUGGUGGAGCAAAUCGAGAAGGAAAAGAUCCAGAGCAACAAAGGCUCCUCAUACAAACUGCUAGUGGAACAGGCCAAGCUCAAGCAAGCCACAUCCAAGCACUUUAAAGAUCUGAUCCGCCUACGACGAACAGCUGAAUGGCCUCGCACCACUUUGGACACAGAGUCCACCACAGCCAAAGAAGCCCCAGAAAUUGAGCCGCUUCCUUUUACACUGGCACAUGAACACUGCAUAUCUGUGGUCCAGAAGCUGGCCCUUUUCCUGCUUUCAAUGGACUUCACCUGUCACGCUGACCUCUUGCUGUUUGUCUGCAAGGUCCUGGCCAGGAUAGCCAAUGCCACAAGACCCACAAUCCAUCUGUGUGAGGUGGUGUCUGAGCAGCAGCUGGAGCGCCUACUACUCCUGUUAGUGGGGACAGACUUUAACAGGGGAGACAUAUCUUGGGGUGGUGCCUGGGCACAGUACUCUCUCACAUGUAUGUUACAAGACAUUCUGGCAGGUGAACUGCUGUCACCAGUCUCUCUGGAUGCCAUGGAUGAAGUAGCAGCAGUUGAGGAGGCCGGGGCGUCGUCCUCUUCAGUGGGGGCAGAUUUGGAAGACUCCCUACCACAGCCGGCACCUAUUCCUUUAGUGGAGAGCAUUGAUGAGGCCCUUGUGCCUGAUAUCAUCACAGGUACCCCACCUCUGUCAUCUUUGGAAAAAGAUAAAGAAAUAGACUUUGAUUUACUCCAAGACCUGAUGGAUGUUGAUCCUUUAGAUAUUGAUUUAGAGAAAGAUCCACUUGCUGCCAAAGUAUUUAAGCCUAUAAGCAGUACAUGGUAUGACUACUGGGGUGCUGAUUAUGGUACAUAUGGGUGCAAUCCAUACAUUGGGGGUGUCGGUAUCCCGGUGGCCAAACCUCCAGUUGCUGUUGAAAAACCUGGGUCACAGGGUCUUUCAGUCUCUGUGUCACAAGCACUGGAUGCCCGCCUUGAAGUCGGCCUAGAGCAGCAAGCUGAACUAAUGCUCAAAAUGAUGGCAACACUGCAAGCUGACUCCAUUCUACAGGCCCUAACAUCAAGCUCCUCCACAGUGCCCCAGGCCUCUAAUGGGACUGAUGACUCUCUUUUGAGGGCUCUGCAUGGAGGAGGGUUGCCUCCGGCCAGCAGUGUGAUGGUCCAGCCCUCGUCCAUCUUUAUGCUGAGUGCCUGCUUCAAUAAGCUCUUCUCCAUGCUUCAGGUCUAUCAUGUACAGCUGGAGUCUCUGUUGCAGCUGUGGUUAACACUGAGCCUGAACACAACUUCCGGUGGUAGUGAAGAGAAUGGGUCAGACAUAUUCAUGUUCAAUGCAGGCAGAGUUCCCACUAUCCCACUAAAUCAAGCAUCCAUCAGCAGUUUCUUAACAGUGCUGGCAUGGUACCCAAACACAUCCCUGAGGACAUGGUGUCUGGUGCUUCACUCUCUGACCCUGAUGACCAACAUGCCAGCCUGUGGAUCUGGCAAUGGGAUGCACUCUCAGGAAAGCACAGCACAGCAAAUGGUAUCUGAUCCCAACCUCAUUCACGUCCUGGUGCGCUUCCUAUCGGGCAGCAACACCAAUGGGACCAGCCAACACAGCUCUCAGGUGGGACCCACAGCCACCCAAGCUCUGCACGAGUUUUUGAGCCGCCUGCAGGUCCACCUGUCCUCCACCUGUCCACAGAUGUUCAGCGAGUUCCUGCUCAAACUUAUGCAUAUAUUGUCUUCUGAGAGGGGUCCAUUCCAGUCAGGUCAGGGUCCACUGGAUGCCCAGGUGAAACUGCUGGAGUUUACGCUGGAGCAAAAUUAUGAAGUGGUGUCCGUUGCCACCAUCUCCUCUGUCAUUGAAUCCAUCACAUUCCUGGUUCAUCACUACAUCACCUGCUCAGACAAAGUGGUUUCUCGCAGUGGCUCAGACAGCUCUGUGGGUGCCCGGGCCUGUUUUGGUGGUCUGUUUGCUAAUAUCAUUCGGCCAGGAGAUGCAAAGGCAGUCUGUGGUGAGACCACACGUGAUCAGCUGAUGUUUGAUUUACUGAAGCUGGUCAACGUGCUGGUCCAGCUCCCUCUGUCAGGGGACAGAGAGUUCAGUGGGCGCCUUCCACCAGCGGGCAGUGGCACAGCGGACAGCAGCGUAUCGGAUGAGGAGAAGGUCUGUGGAAGCAAAGAGAGCAUGGCUGGUGGGUCCCCAUCCAGCCAGGGCCCACCGACAGGUGUGAGUGACUUGGUCCUGGCCAAUCAGCAGAUAAUGAGCCAGAUCUUAUCAGCACUGGGCCAGUGUAACAGCAGUGCCAUGGCCAUGAUCAUAGGAGCCAGCGGUCUCCACCUGACCAAACAUGAAAACUUCCAUGGAGGUCUGGAUGCCAUCUCAGUAGGUGACGGACUUUUCACCAUCCUCACAACCCUCAGCAAGAGGGCCACCUCAGUUCAGGUCAUGUUACAGCCCAUCCUCACAUAUAUGGCCUGUGGCUACAUGGGCAGACAGGGGUCUCUGUCCACCUGUCAACUGUCUGAGCCUCUUCUGUGGUUCAUACUCCGAGUGUUGGAUACCAGCGAGGCCCUCAAAGUUUUCCACGACAUGGGUGGGGUGCAGUUGAUCUGUAACAACAUGGUGACCAGCACCCGGGCCAUCGUAAAUACGGCACGCAGCAUGGUGUCCACCAUCAUGAAGUUCUUGGAUUCAGGUCUUGGAAAGGCAACAGAUGGUAACCUCAAAGCCCGGGUGAUGACCUCAGAGCCAGAUAAUGCAGAAGGACUCCACAACUUUGCCCCAUUAGGCACCAUCACAUCCAGCAGCCCCACAGCACAGCCAGCAGAGGUCCUGCUCCAGGCUACACCGCCCCACCGCCGUGCCCGCUCAGCAGCCUGGUCCUAUAUAUUUCUGCCUGAGGAGGCCUGGUGUGAUCUCACCAUCCAUCUUCCUGCUGCUGUUUUGCUAAAGGAGGUCCACAUCCAACCACAUCUUGCUUCUUUGGCUACAUGCCCAUCCUCUGUCUCUGUGGAGAUCAGUGCUGAUGGGGUCAACAUGUUGCCGCUUUCCACCCCAGUCAUCACCAGCGGUCUGACAUACAUAAAGAUCCAGUUGGUGAAGGCAGAGGUUGCAUCAGCGAUCUGUCUGAGACUGCACCGGCCUCGUGACGCCAGUACUCUGGGCCUUUCUCAGAUCAAACUGUUAGGAUUGACUGCAUUCGGUAAUACCUCUUCUGCAACUGUUAACAACCCCUUCCUGCCUUCUGAGGAUCAAGUUUCUAAAACCAGCAUCGGAUGGCUACGUCUGCUUCACCAUUGUUUAACCCAUGUGAGUGAGUUGGAGGCCAUGAUGGCCAGUGCUGCAGCACCCACUGCUAACCUACUGCAGACCUGUGCAGCGCUGCUCAUGUCACCUUACUGUGGAAUGCACUCGCCUAAUAUCGAGGCUGUGUUGGUCAAGAUUGGCUUGCAGUCUACACGCAUCGGACUGAAACUCAUUGACAUUUUGCUGAGGAACUGUGCGGCCUCAGGCACCGACCCUGCAAAUUUAAAUAGUCCCCUGCUGUUUGGACGAUUAAAUGGCCUUUCCUCAGAUUCCACCAUUGAUAUUCUGUACCAGCUGGGCACUACACAGGACCCUGGGACCAAAGACAGGAUCCAGGCUCUUCUCCAGUGGGUCCAUGAUUCUUCACGGGUUGCUGCCCACAAGCUGAGCAGUCCCAUUGGCUUCAAUUGCAACAGUGAUGGCUCCUACUCUGCUUCGUUGCGGGAGUAUGGGCUCCUUAUGCCUUCACCUUCCCACCUCCACUGUGUAGCAGCCAUCUUGUGGCACAGCUAUGAGCUCCCCGUUGAUUACGACCUCCCUGCAUUGCUCAGCACAGAGCUGUUUGAGCUGCUGUAUAACUGGUCCAUGUCAUUGCCCUGUAACAUCGUGUUGAAGAAGGCAGUCGACAGCCUGCUGUGCUCCAUGUGCCACAUACAUCCGAGCUAUUUCUCUCUUCUAAUGUCCUGGAUGGGAAUCAUUUCAGCCCCCAGCGCCAACCACUCUCAAGCACAGCAUCGCCGCCUUGCUAUGACUGACGAUGGCAAAAAGCAACACGAUGCCAACACCACUGCUGCUAGUCUUACGGAUGACUCAAAGCAUGCAAGACCCCCCAUUAAUCUGACAGAGUCACAGCUGACGACACUUGCUGCUGCUUCGCAGUCAACAGGGGCCAUUGAGCAGCUUUUAGACUCUGGCUUACCCUCCCUGCUGGUUCGCAGUUUAGCCCAAUUCUGCGUCGGUCUUCUGGCUAGCGCUGACCUGCCGCUACCUGCUGCACACGCUGAGCGACGUCACCACCAUCACCAGUAUCACUCACCCUCUUCCUCCUCACACAUUCGGCCUCCGCUGGCUGCGGAGCUGGCGGCUCCCGUGCUGCGCUUCCUAACAGAAGUAGGCAACAGUCAUGCCAUGAAAGACUGGUUAGGUGGGCCGGAGGUCAACCCGCUCUGGACAGCACUUCUUUUCCUGCUGUGCCACUCCAGUGCCAGUGCUGCUGCCAGUGCAGGUUGUCAGCCUUUGGGGCCUGUUUCUGCCGGAUGUCCCCCUCCAUCCAGUCCUCAGCCAUCAGGUUCACGGUUCUCACUUGCAUCUUCUGGGCACACGGGAGGCCUCACCACGCAGCAGAGGACAGCUCUGGAGAACGCCACUGUGGCCUUCUUUCUCCAGUGUAUUUCCUGUCACCCCAACAACCAGCGACUCAUGGCACAGGUUCUCUGUGAGCUGUUCCAGUCUGCACCCCAGCAAAGCAAUGUGCCGAUCUCUGGAAACAUCUCAGGUUUCAUUCGCAGGCUUUUCCUGCAGCUCAUGCUGGAGGAUGAGAAAGUCACAGUCUUCCUCCAGUCUCCUUGUCCACUAUACAAAGGUCGCAUCAAUGCCACCAGCCAUAUGAUUCAGCAUCCCAUGUACGGAGCAGGUCACAAGUACAGAACACUGCAUCUGCCGAUAUCCACCACGCUGGCUGAGGUCCUGGACCGUGUAUCUGAUACUCCAAGUAUUACAGCCAAGCUAAUCAAUGAGCAGAAAGAAGACAAGGAGAAAAAGAAUCAUGAGGAGAAAGAGAAGAUGAAAGCUGAGAGUGGCUUUCAGGACAACUACAGUGUGGUUGUAGCAUCAGGCUUAAAGUCCCAAUCUAAGCGAGCACUUUCAACCCCUCCUCGUCCCCCUUCAAGAAGAGGUCGUGUGAUGAGCGACAAGUUGACUGCUUCUUCUGGACUGGAUCCUUCUGCCAAAACCAUCAGCGUGCCUGUCUUCCACCUCUACCACAAGUUGCUACCAGGUCAGCCCCUCCCAUCAGAGAUGACGCUGGCUCAGCUGCUGACACUCCUGUAUGACCGCAAGAUGCCACAGGGCUACCAGUCCAUCAACCUCACAGUCAAACUGGGUUCCAAGGUCAUCUCUGACCCCGGGCUUUCUAAGACUGACUCUUUCAAGAGACUACGGACUGAGAAAGUGGAUCACUGUGACAUGCUCAGCAGCUGCCCUGAGGAUGAACCUAUGAUGCCCACUGAGGAAUGUCUUGAUGCUGCUACUGAUGAGUCCCUGCUUGACACCAACCCCAUUCAGUCGCCGCUGCAGGUGUUUGCUGGCAUGGGUGGCCUGGCCCUCAUUGCAGAGCGGCUGCCAAUGCUGUACCCUGAUGUCAUUCAGCAGGUCAGUGCCCCGGUGGUGCCCUCUGCCACCCAGGAGAAGCCCAAGGACAGUGACCAGUUUGAGUGGGUAACCAUCGAGCAGUCUGGUGAGCUUGUGUAUGAGGCACCGGAGUCCAUUGCUGCAGAGCCACCGCCAAUCAACAAGCAGCAGUCCCAGUCAUCAUCGUCAACCUCAGUACAGACUAUGUCACCAAUCCCUGCUCAUUCAUUGGCAGCUUUUGGAUUAUUCCUACGCUUGCCAGGCUAUGCAGAAGUGCUGUUGAAAGAGAGGAAACACGCCCAGUGUCUGCUCCGCCUAGUGCUAGGUGUCACAGAUGAUGGAGAAGGCAGUCACAUCCUGCAGUCUCCAUCGGCAAAUGUGUUGCCCACGCUGCCUUUCCAUGUCUUGCGAGCAUUGUUCAGUAGCACUCCUCUGACCACUGAUGACGGUGUGUUGCUGCGCCGUAUGGCACUUGAGAUCGGUGCUAUCCACCUAAUUUUGGCCUGCUUGUCUGCUCUCAGCCAUCACGCCCCUCGCAACCCCAACGCCAACACGAAUGUCUCUGAGCCACAGAUAUCCAGUUGUCAUGGUGGGGGGACCAGUGAAGAACAGCAGCUUUACUGGGCUAAAGGAACUGGCUUUGGUACUGGAUCCACUGCUUCUGGUUGGGAUGUGGAGCAGGCCCUGACCAAACAGCGGCUCGAAGAAGAACAUGUCACAUGUCUCCUACAGGUCUUGGCGAGUUAUAUCAACCCAGCAGGUGCUGAUGCCUCCUCAACAGACAGCAGAGGACACAACAGCUCAGCGCUGCCGGCUGUGCUGCAGGAGCUCCUGAGUCAGUCCUGCCUCAUCCCUGCCAUGUCCUCCUACUUACGCAAUGAUUCUGUCCUGGAUAUGGCACGCCAUGUUCCCCUAUAUCGGGCCCUGUUGGAGCUACUGAGGGCCAUUUCCACCUGCACUGCCUUGGUUCCUCUGCUGUUGCCUCUGUCUGGGGACCCAGGGCAGGAUGAGGAAGAGGAGGAUGACGAACAAGCUGAAGGACGGACAUCUGUUGGAAUGCUGCUAGCCAAAAUGAAGACAUGCGUCGACACAUACACAAAUCGUCUCAGGUCAAAGAAAGAUAAGAGUAAAGGUGUAGUGAAAACUGAAAACUCUGAUCCAGAGCCCGAGGGUUUGACUCUGCUGGUGCCCGACAUCCAGAGGACAGCUGAGAUAGUUUACGCUGCUACUACCAGCCUACGGCAGGCUAAUCAAGAGAGGAAACUGGUUGAGUGUUCCAGAAAGGCCUCAAGUCGACCCAAGCCGCUUUCCAUCCUACGCUCUUUGGAGGAAAAAUAUGUAGCUGCUAUGAAGAAGCUCCAGUUUGACACUUUUGAAAUGGUGUCAGAGGAUGAGGACGGCAAACUGAUGUUCAAGGUCAACUACCACUACAUGUCUCAGGUGAAAAAUGCCAGCGAUACAAACAGUGCAGCCAGAUCUCGUCGCCUUGCCCAGGAGGCUGUUACCCUUUCCACCUCUCUGCCCCUGUCAUCCUCUUCCAGCGUCUUUGUCCGCUGUGAUGAGGAGAGACUGGACAUCAUGAAGGUUCUCAUCACUGGCCCAGCAGACACCCCAUAUGCAAAUGGUUGCUUUGAGUUUGAUGUGUAUUUUCCCCAGGACUACCCAAACUCUCCUCCAUUGGUCAACCUGGAGACCACUGGUGGACACAGCGUACGCUUUAACCCUAACCUCUACAAUGAUGGCAAAGUAUGUUUAAGUAUACUUAACACAUGGCAUGGCAGACCAGAGGAAAAAUGGAACCCACAGACCUCAAGCUUUUUGCAGGUGCUAGUAUCAGUGCAGUCUCUCAUCCUGGUAGCUGAGCCGUACUUCAAUGAGCCAGGGUAUGAGCGCUCCCGCGGGACUCCCAGUGGCACCCAGAGCUCCCGCGAAUAUGAUGGCAACAUCCGGCAAGCCACUGUCAAAUGGGCCAUGCUUGAGCAGAUGCGCAACCCCUCACCCUGCUUCAAAGAGGUGAUCCACAAACAUUUCUACUUGAAGCGAACAGAAAUCAUGUCACAGUGUGAGGAGUGGAUUGCAGACAUCCAGCAAUACAGCAGCGAUAAGAGGGUUGGCCGCACCAUGUCCCAUCAUGCUGCUGCACUGAAGAGACACACGGCUCAGCUCAGAGAGGAACUCCUGAAGCUGCCUUGCCCCGAGGGCCUAGAUCCUGACAGCGAUGAGUUCUCCGAGAAGAGCGCCGCCCUCAUCCUGAAAGAGUUGCCCAAUCAGGACCCAGAGAAGCCCGGCAGCAGUCAUGAGGAACACUGUAGCGAUGGCCAGCUAUGAGUACCAGUCACCGUCACCCCCCCCCCCCCCAACCCGACUCAGCAGCUCCAGUUUUCCUUCCUCCUCAUCAUCGUGAUUAUUUCCUUAUUGAAAGCAGACUUGAUGGCUUCCCAGCACAAGCCAGCAUUGUUUUUGUUUUUUUCAUCUGGAAAAAUCUAAUAAAAAAAAUUCCAUGAGGAACCAAGGAAACGACCCCAAGGAAACAUGAUGAAACUGAGAAAACUCUGAACUAUGCUUUGCCCUUGCUGAAAACAGUCAACAAAAACUUUUAUUUACCUGUAAAAGAGUGUAAACAUUUUGUGCUUUUUUCCAAUUGUUAAAUAACCACUGAUUGGUAUGUUAUUAAACUUGUUUAUGUAUACACGAUGGCAGAGGAAAUUACAGAUUAUAUAAGGGAAACUACCUUUAGAGAAGAAUGUUUACUGAAUGUUUUUCUUUGUUUUUCAUGUUGACUGUUAGCGCGAGAACAGUUAUAAUUAAGGAUAUAGUGGUCAUUCUUGAUGGAUACUAUUUAAAAACAAAACAAAGAUCCAACACACAUAACCGAAUCUGAGAGCAGCGCCCUGCGGUCAUGCAUAGACGAGUGCUUCAACCGAUUUCUAUACGAUCAUAUACACUUAAGUAAAAGUGGACAUCAUUUAAUACAAUGUUUUCCCGUGUCCGGGUUGAAACAUGAUUAAAGCCGUGCUGUCAGGCUCUCAGUCACUGACAGCUGCAGACAUGACGCCUUUUCUUUGCCUUGGUAAAAACAUUGACUGUAGAUCAUAAGCGUGGUGGGACUGUCGGAUACUUGUGAGAAAUGUAGUUGAAGGUUUGUGCAUGUGUGUUUUAUGUGCGUGUGCAACAAUCCCUUGAGAUACAAAGCUGUGAUGUGCCUUUGAUCUACACCACACCACCAAAAUGCUCUAAACAAGUAUGUUUCUGGAUUUAUUUGCUCUUUCUACAAAUGAAUAAUUCUGCUCCCUCUGACAAACUACUUUGGUUGCUUUUUUUUUUUUUUUUACAUUUCUCCCCCAGUGAACAAAAAUGCACUUUCUAUUUUACUCACUCCUAGAACAGUCAUAUAUUCCUUUUGCUAGGACAUUAAAAAUGGAGCUUGAAAAUA